Molecule: messenger RNA, 2415 nt
Organism: Lycium barbarum (goji berry)
Lineage: Eukaryota; Viridiplantae; Streptophyta; Magnoliopsida; Solanales; Solanaceae
Product: serine/threonine-protein kinase STY46-like
Exons: 16
Coding region: 506-2197 (563 amino acids)
Biological process (GO): protein phosphorylation
Molecular function (GO): protein kinase activity; ATP binding
Source: RefSeq, a predicted model, not a curated record
UUUCUCUCCAUUAAUUAUAUUUAUGACACUACCACUUAUGGGUUUAAUCAUCACAAGUACUUAGCCAUCGCCACCCAAAUAGAGAAUAUUAAUCAAGAUCAUAUUUAGGGAAGGGUAAUUAACACGCUACAAAAGGAGAGCCGAAGAUAAAGCAAAUCCACGUCAACUUGACCGUGCGCCGCGGUCACAUUCAUCUUUCCAAAAAACCAAACCCCUUCUCCGCCUCCAGGUCAAAAAGGGCCCACCAACACAACACAAUACAAUUAAUACAAUAAGGAGAAAAACCGAUAUGAAUAAUAGAAUGAAAAGAUCUUCCUCAAAAUCACUCUCCACCGCCGUUUGUCUCAUUUUUUUUUCUUCUUCAACAAACAUGCACCUUUGAUUCAUACGAAUAAAUACAUAUAUUCGUGUAAUUUUGAUCUCCACGAGGAAGAUUCUAGAAUAUAGGACGAUUUUAUUCACUUUACGUAAACUGCACCGGUACGGUACCACCGUUGUUAGUGAAAUGGCGAUGGAGGAUAACGAGAGUUGUGGCAGUAGAGCGGUGGAUUUGGCGACUAAUACCAGUGGUCGUCAUCAGAGAAAAAAAUUGGAGGUUUACAAUGAGGUUCUAAGGAGGCUUAAGGAAUCGAACUACUACGACGAGGCUUUACAACCUGGCUUUGACGAUCAACUUUGGGCUCAUUUCAAUCGCCUUCCCACUCGGUAUGCGGUAGAUGUGAAUGUUGAAAGGGCAGAAGAUGUACUCACACACAAGCGAUUACUACAUCUUGCACAUGAUCCAGCUAAUAGACCUGCCUUUGAAGUCCGGUUGGUGCAGGUUGCUCCCGUUCCUGAUGAAAACUAUUCUGUUUAUUCGGGCUCUGCAAAGAAGGAAGUUAGCAGAAGUGUCCAUCCUCCACCUGCCUUUGGUUCUUCUCCUAAUCUUGAAGCCCUUGCUUGCGAAGUUAUCAAAUCUGAAGUUCAAGAUGAAGAUGAAGAUGCUCCUCCUUGUGCAAAUAUUUCACGGCCCAUGCAUGAAAUAACAUUCUCAACGGAUGACAAGCCGAAGCUUCUCAGCCAGUUAACUUCAUUACUAGCUGAGCUUGGGCUGAACAUCCAGGAAGCACAUGCCUUUUCCACUGUGGAUGGCUACUCCCUAGAUGUCUUUGUUGUUGAUGGUUGGCCCUAUGAGGAAGUUGUGCAACUUCGAACUGCAUUGGAGAGUGAAAUCUUGAGAAAUGAGAAAUCAUGGCCAAGCCCAUCACAAUCACUAAUAAUGCAGGAGCAGGACUUGAUCAAAUGUGAAUUUGACCAUUUGACAAUACCUUUUGAUGGCAUUGAUGUCUGGGAAAUUGAUCAUCAGCUUCUAAAAUUUGAAUACAAGAUUGCAUCUGGUUCAUAUGGUGACUUAUACAAAGGUACAUACUGCAGUCAGGAAGUAGCUAUUAAAAUCCUAAAAUCUGAGCGCUUGAACACAGAAUUGCAGACGGAGUUCGCCCAAGAAGUGUAUAUCAUGAGAAAAGUUCGUCACAAGAACGUUGUGCAAUUCAUAGGGGCUUGUACUAGGCCUCCUAACUUGUGUAUAGUAACAGAGUACAUGUCUGGGGGAAGCGUAUAUGACUACUUACACAAACAAAGGGGCAGUUUUAAACUACCUACUCUGCUUAAAGUAGCGAUUGAUGUAUCCAAAGGGAUGAACUACCUGCAUCAAAAUAAUAUUAUACAUAGGGACUUGAAGGCUGCCAAUCUACUGAUGGAUGAAAAUGAAGUCAUUAAAGUGGCUGAUUUUGGUGUUGCCAGGGUAAAGGCACAAACCGGUGUCAUGACGGCAGAGACCGGGACUUAUAGAUGGAUGGCCCCUGAGGUAAUAGAACACAAGCCCUAUGAUCACAAAGCAGACAUAUUCAGUUUUGGGGUUGUGCUAUGGGAGUUGCUGACAGGAAAGCUUCCAUAUGAGUACUUAACCCCAUUGCAAGCUGCUAUCGGAGUGGUCCAGAAGGGUUUGCGUCCAACUAUACCCAAGCACACUCCUCCCAAACUUGCUGAGCUGCUUGAGACAUGCUGGCAGCAAGAGCCAACAUCCAGACCUGACUUUUCUGAAAUAGUAGAUAUUUUGCACCAAAUAGCAAUAGAGGUUGGACAUGAUAGAGCAGAUCGUUGCAAGGAGAAGUCAGCUGGAGGAUUCUUUUCAUCCCUUAGACGUGGACAUCAUUGAGUAGAUGCAGCACUCAUACAGAAUGAUGAUAACUUUUUAUUUACUCCUAAUUACAUGUUUUUAGCCUUAUAAUUAAUUCAUACUGUACAGGUUCUUUUCCCUGAUCGAUGUUCCAAUAGUGAGAAGAUUUUUUUUUUUUUUUUUGCAUUUCUUUGAACAAGUGCUUGUUAUAAGUAACUGUCUUUCGGCCGCUUGAAAGACUUUAGAAUUGGACCAAA